Molecule: messenger RNA, 537 nt
Organism: Closterium sp. Naga37s-1
Lineage: Eukaryota; Viridiplantae; Streptophyta; Zygnematophyceae; Desmidiales; Closteriaceae
Source: the annotation of a GenBank genome assembly
AUGGCGAUCCGAUCUGUUCGACUUCUACUGCUAACCGUCGCGCUAGUCUCGCUAGCGUCAACGGCGGCGGCGGCGUACAACGCGGUGGCGGGCUUGAAAGCGAUUGAAACCGCGCUGAAGAAUAAAAACUACCAGUCCGCCGUCACGCUCAUGAAGACAAGCAAUUUCAACGCCACGCUCGUCACAAUUCUGCCCAAGUACAAGGUGACGCUUCUGGUGGGGCAGACCAAGGCGUUCGGCAAGCUAAGCAACUGGGCGUCGAUCAAAAAGAAUGCGAAGACGGGAUUCCAGAUCGCCGCGUUCAACAUGCUCGGCGACCUCCACACGAAGAAAUCCAUGCUGGGUUACGCUGUGGGCAAAACGUUCGGUACGGGUGACUACAAUUACCUCCAAACGAAGCUCAAAUCUGCUGGCAAAAAAAUCAUGCUCGGAACCUCCACCAGCAACGGGUCGAUCGUUGAUUGGACACUCUACAUGGAUGCGCAAGUGAUCAUCCACGGUGUAGACACCGUUAUCAUGCCGCCCAAGUUCAAGUAG